AGUAGCUUGAGUUUUGUUUGAAGUGAACUGGUGCUUGGGAUUGCCCUACAAGCUGCAAAGUCGCCAAGCAUUUGAUUUUAACAGUAUAUUUUUCACAUUUUAUCCAUAUCCUUUUAGUGCCUCUAUGCAUCGUAGAGACGAUGUUAGGCCAUCACUACCCAAAUGCCGACAAGUCCCAACAACUGGUCAACUAUGUGGAGGAUUAUCUGGAAUGUGUGGAGUCUCUGCCUUUGGACAUACAAAGAAAUGUUUCUCUGCUUCGAGAAAUUGAUGCCAAGUAUCAAGAGGUGCUGAAGGAGGUGGAUGAAGUAUUUGAGAAGUACAAAGGUGAACAGGAUGUAGCUCAGAGAAAGCGCUUGCAGAUCCAGCUGCAGAGAGCACUCAUCAUCAGCCAGGAGCUGGGCGAUGAGAAAAUCCAUGUAGUGACCCAGAUGACGGAGCUGGUGGAGAACCGCUCCCGCCAGAUGGACUCCCACUCUCUUUGCCUCCAAGAGCCUAGCGAGGCAGAACGUCUAACUACAGAACGACGCUCCAGCAUCCAGGACUCCCCAGCCCCUGAGCGCACAUCGGCCCGGCGCCCACGCCGCCAGCGCAACAGUGAGAGCCGUGAAUCCAGCCACCCGUCAGCUAAUGGCUCUCUUGUGGAUGACCCCGUGGAGGAACUGUCCAUCCCUCCACCUAAGGAGAAGAAGUCCAAGUCCGCGAAGAAAAAGAAGCGCAAGGCUAAACAGGAGCGAGAUGCCUCACCUGUUGACUUCGCCAUCGACCCCAACGAACCCACCUACUGCCUCUGCGAGCAGGUAUCAUAUGGUGAGAUGAUCGGCUGCGACAACGACCAGUGCCCCAUUGAGUGGUUCCACUUCUCCUGUGUGGGGCUGACGUACAAGCCCAAGGGCAAGUGGUACUGCCCCAAAUGCAGAGGGGACAACGAAAAGACCAUGGACAAAAGCCUAGACAAAAACAGAAAAGACCGCAGAUCCAGGUAGUGACCUGUCUUCAGUCGGCCUUCUCACAUUGAAGAUGUCUUCAGCCUGAGGGUUAAGAUUAUCAGCUAUAGUUGAUAACAGUACUCAUGAUAUUGUAAGAGCACAAUCGAACACCAUUAGUAGCAGUGCUUAUUAUUAAUCAAGGACAAGCUGUGAUUGAACUUGUACUGUUACAUCACUGAUUGUUUCCACUGGCUAACUCUACUGUAGUUUGUAGGGAGUCCAACUGCUGCAAGAAUUAUCAGCUCGAGGCUGCCAUCUUCUUCACAUAUUUUGCUCUUUGCGAGAAUUUUAUUUUUUAUUUUGACUUUCAUGAAUAAAUAAAAGCAUCUUUUGGUUUACUGUC
Molecule: messenger RNA, 1332 nt
Organism: Scatophagus argus
Lineage: Eukaryota; Metazoa; Chordata; Actinopteri; Scatophagidae
Gene: ing2
Product: inhibitor of growth family, member 2
Exons: 2
Coding region: 141-986 (281 amino acids)
Biological process (GO): positive regulation of DNA-templated transcription
Cellular component (GO): nucleus
Source: RefSeq, a predicted model, not a curated record